AUGAAGCCGUCCAUCUCCCCGCGUUCGGCUGGUGCCGCGCUGCUCGCAGCUGCCACCUUUGCACAGGCACAAACAUCGCCAUUUUCUAUUGACAGCACCGCAUCUAUCAAGCAAAGUUCUUCCACUUUAGCAUGGGACAUGUUACAAUACUACAAGGGCAACUUGACUGGCCAAACACCUGGUAUUCUACCCGGUCCUCCACCUGCCGGUGACUACUACUGGUGGGAAGGAGGUGCUAUGUGGGGGACUUUGAUCGAUUAUUGGUAUUGGACGGGAGAUUCAACCUACAAUAACGAAAUUAUGCAAUCGAUGCAGUUCCAAGUCGGAGAAAAUAAGGAUUAUAUGCCCCGCAACGUUACGGCAUCGCUGGGUAAUGACGAUCAAGGCUUCUGGGGCAUGGCUGCCAUGACAGCUGCUGAAAAUGGCUUCCCUGACCCUCCAUCUGAUAAACCACAGUGGUUAGAGCUUGCUCAAGCCGUCUUUAAUACCCAAGCCAGUCCUGAUCGUCACGACUCGACCUGCGGUGGUGGUUUGCGAUGGCAGAUUCCGUUUGCCAACAACGGAUACGACUACAAGAAUAGUAUCGCUAACGGUUGUUUCUUCAAUAUGGGUGCCCGUCUUGCCCGCUACACCGGUAACACCACAUACUCAGAUUGGGCUGAUAAGACUUGGGAUUGGAUGUGGAAGAUUGGAUUUAUCGACAACAAGAAUUAUGCCAUUUACGACGGUGCCAAGGUUGCCGGCGACUGCAAAGAUAUCAACCGGGCUGAAUUCUCCUACAAUAACGCCGUAUUUGCGGAAGGCGUUGCCUACAUGUACAAUUAUACCAAUGGAAACGCAACAUGGAAAGCGAGAUUAGACGGGCUCCUCAAGCACGGAAUGGAAACGUUUCUCCCCAAAGGAAUUGCAGUUGAAAUUUCCUGCGAAAAUGCCGGCACUUGCACCACGGAUAUGAUUACGUUCAAGGGCUUCCUUCACCGAUGGUACUCUACCAUUUCGCAGCUUGCCCCCUACACUGCCGAGACGAUUCGACCGGUUCUGAAGACUUCUGCUCAGGCUGCAAUUAAGCAAUGUACUGGUGCCGCAUUGGGAAGACAGUGUGGCUUCAAGUGGGCUAGUGGUGUCUACGAUGGCAAGACUGGCGCUGGCCAAGAGAUGGCAGCCCUCUCAGCCGUUAUGUCCCUUCUCAUUCCUGCCGCCAAGGCACCUAUGACUGAGAAGGACGGUGGCACGUCCAAGGGUAAUCCCAACGCUGGUGGUGGCGGCGACAAUGCUCUCAAGAAGGUCAAGCCCAUCACGACUGCCGACAAGGCUGGUGCUGGCAUUCUCACUUUCCUGGUUCUUGGGUCGGCAUGUGGUGUCUUUGGUUGGAUGAGCGUAGGUGCUUAA
Molecule: messenger RNA, 1389 nt
Organism: Pochonia chlamydosporia 170
Lineage: Eukaryota; Fungi; Ascomycota; Sordariomycetes; Hypocreales; Clavicipitaceae
Product: glycosylhydrolase family 76-2 protein
Exons: 3
Coding region: 1-1389 (462 amino acids)
Biological process (GO): fungal-type cell wall biogenesis; carbohydrate catabolic process
Molecular function (GO): mannan endo-1,6-alpha-mannosidase activity
Source: RefSeq, a predicted model, not a curated record